Messenger RNA from Marmota monax (woodchuck), 729 nucleotides. It is a transcript of the gene Myf6, whose product is annotated as myogenic factor 6. NCBI's taxonomy places the organism in Eukaryota, Metazoa, Chordata, Mammalia, Rodentia, Sciuridae. The coding region runs from base 1 to 729 and encodes 242 amino acids. The transcript has 3 exons. Gene Ontology annotation, molecular function: DNA-binding transcription factor activity, RNA polymerase II-specific; protein dimerization activity; RNA polymerase II cis-regulatory region sequence-specific DNA binding. The record is from RefSeq and is a predicted model, not a curated record. Gene Ontology annotation, biological process: regulation of transcription by RNA polymerase II; positive regulation of myoblast differentiation; muscle organ development.
AUGAUGAUGGACCUUUUUGAAACUGGCUCCUAUUUCUUCUACUUGGACGGGGAAAAUGUUACCCUGCAGCCGUUAGAAGUAGCAGAGGGCUCUCCUUUGUAUCCAGGGAGUGAUGGUACCCUAUCUCCCUGCCAGGACCAAAUGCCCCCAGAAGCCGGGAGCGACAGCAGCGGAGAGGAGCAUGUACUGGCACCCCCAGGCCUGCAGCCUCCCCACUGCCCCGGCCAAUGUCUGAUCUGGGCUUGUAAGACGUGCAAGAAAAAGUCUGCCCCCACCGACCGUCGGAAAGCCGCCACUCUGCGCGAGAGGAGGCGGCUAAAGAAAAUCAACGAGGCCUUCGAGGCACUGAAGCGGCGAACUGUAGCCAACCCCAACCAGAGGCUGCCCAAAGUAGAGAUUCUGCGGAGCGCCAUCAGCUACAUUGAGCGGCUGCAGGACCUGCUGCACCGAUUAGAUCAGCAGGAUAAAAUGCAGGAGCUAGGGGUGGACCCCUUCAGCUACAGACCCAAGCAAGAAAUUCUUGAGGGUGCGGAUUUCCUGCGCACCUGCAGCUCCCAGUGGCCAAGUGUUUCGGAUCAUUCCAGGGGGCUCGUGAUAACUGCUAAGGAAGGAGGAGCAAACGUUGAUUCGUCGGCCUCGAGCAGCCUUCGAUGCCUUUCUUCCAUUGUGGACAGUAUUUCCUCCGAGGAACGCAAACUCCCUUGCGUAGAGGAGAUGGUGGAAAAGUAA